Messenger RNA from Entrophospora candida, 153 nucleotides. The record is from the annotation of a GenBank genome assembly. Lineage: Eukaryota; Fungi; Glomeromycota; Glomeromycetes; Entrophosporales; Entrophosporaceae.
CAUACUGCCAUUGCUAUAGCUACCAAUGUUAUUAUUGGUGGUGGUUCGAAUCGGUUCGAAUCAAAACAUAUCACUAGCCGAAACUCUGUAAUAAGAGAAUCUGGAAAAGCCAAAAUUAUUCUUGCAAUUCCCAAAUAUUUUGGCAACAUUUUG